Messenger RNA from Drosophila novamexicana, 1962 nucleotides. Its product is annotated as fatty acyl-CoA reductase wat-like. Gene Ontology annotation, biological process: long-chain fatty-acyl-CoA metabolic process. Gene Ontology annotation, molecular function: alcohol-forming very long-chain fatty acyl-CoA reductase (NADP+) activity. The transcript has 5 exons. NCBI's taxonomy places the organism in Eukaryota, Metazoa, Arthropoda, Insecta, Diptera, Drosophilidae. The record is from RefSeq and is a predicted model, not a curated record. Gene Ontology annotation, cellular component: peroxisome. The coding region runs from base 87 to 1595 and encodes 502 amino acids.
GUGUCAUUUGAACGUCGGCUCUUUAACCUGAUAUCGGUUGGCUCUAAAAUUCUACUGCGUGCGUAAAGUUGAUAUAUAUAUUCAAAAUGGAAUCCGAAAUUAGGAAAUUUUAUAAAAAUAAAACGAUUUUCUUAACCGGUGGCAGUGGAUUCCUGGGCAAAGUGAUUAUUGAGAAGCUGCUGCGUGCAACAGAUGUGAAGCGCAUCUAUUUACUGAUCAGAUCCAAACGGGGCAAGGACACAGAGGACCGCUUUGCCCAAUGGAAAACCAGUUCCCUCUUUGAUGUCCUGCUCAAAUCCAAGCCGAACAUAUUCGAUCGCGUGGUGAUUAUAACAGGUGAUUGCAAGGAGCCGGAUCUGGGCAUCAGCCCAACGGACCGCGCCCUGCUGACGCAGGAGGUGGAGCUGGUCGUGCACAGCGCGGCAACGGUGAACUUUGCCGAGCCGCUGCACGUGGCAUUGGAUAUAAACGCGCGUGCCACUCGCCAUAUGCUGCAGCUGGCCAAGGAUAUGCAGCGCCUGGUGGCAUUUGUGCACGUCUCCACGGCCUUUUCCAACUGCGUGAUCCAUCACAUCAAGGAACGCUUCUAUCCGGAGCACUUAAGCUGCAGAGUGAACAAGGUAUUGGAGCUGAGAGAGCUACUGAACACGGAUCUGUUGGAUCAGAUGGCUCCAGCACUGCUGGACAGGUUUCCCAAUACGUACACCUACACGAAGGCCUUGGCCGAGCAGCUGGUCCAGACGGAGGCGGGUGAUUUGCCCGUGUGCAUCUUUCGUCCGGGUUCCAUUGUGGCGACCAGCAAGGAGCCCGUUCCCGGUUGGAUAGACAACUUCUACGGGCCCAUUGCGGUGAUCUACGGCGCCGCACUUGGCGUCUUGCGUGUCGUCCCCCUCAAUCGGCAGGCUAUAUCCAACAUUGUGCCCGUGGACGGGUGUGCCAAUCUGGUUUUGGCCUGCGCCUGGCGUACGGCCAUGGAGGCCACGCAACGCAAACAGCAGGUUAUCCCAGCGCCUGUGACCAUCUACAACUAUGUGCCCAGCAGCGAGAAUAUAAUCUACUAUUCGGAUUUCACUGGCGCCGUGGAAGAGAAACGGGAUGUUUUUCCCAUGGCCCAGGCGAUAUGGUAUCCGUUUCUGCACACCACCAGGAUGCCCUGGCUCUUCAAAUUGGCCACCAUCUUCUAUCAUCUGCUGCCCGGCUACUUGGUUGAUCUGCUGUUGCGCCUGCGCGGCCAGAAGCCGCGCCUGAUUCCCAUCUACAAGAAGAUACACAAAAGUCUCGAUGUGCUGCAAAAGUUCAUGAUCGAGAGCUGGAGCUUCGAGACGCCCAACACGGAUCGCCUGUGGCAGAGCAUGUCUGCAGCGGAUCAGCAGCUGUUCGACUUCGAUAUGAAAUCCUUGGACUGGCAGGGCUAUUUCGAUCGCGCCUUGUUCGGCAUGCGCACCUACCUGGGCAAGGAGGACCCAAGCGAAGAGUCCAUCAGGCUCGGUCUUCAGAAGGCAAAUCGCUUUCUUAUAAUGCAUCGACUCUUGCUAUUCGGCCUUUUCUGCCUUGGCAUUGCUAUCCUGAGAUGGCUGCUCUGCCUGUUCCUAUAACUAUAGCAAGCCAGGAAGACUCAAUGCAUAUUUUAGAAUCUUAAGUAGAUUAGUAACAUUAGGUUUCAGCGUUCUGCUAAGAACCUGGAACUUGAUAUUAAUACCAAUAGAAAUAAUGUUGCAAAUGGAAGUGGUUCUUUUCCUCGAGCGUUCCUGACCCAUUCAAAGGCCUUCUUGUUCCUGUUGUGGCCCAGUCAACAAACUAAGUUAAUGCUGAAUAAAAAACUCAUUACUGAUUUUGUAAAAUGCAAUUUUUUAUGGUUAUCUAUUAUAAAGAACCUUUCUCGAAAUAUGGUUAAUAAGCGGAAAGGUUUUAAAGUCUCUGUGAAAAUGUAACUUUUAUUCAAUAUUCAAUACUUUUCGCGCA